CUAAAUGUACACUCAUAGUGGCAGCCAUUGUUGUAUGUUUGGUCACUUCUUUAUCUUCCCCUCCUUUUAAAGCUCUUCGUUCUUCCUCUUCCUUGUUUUUACGAAAUUUGGAACAGUUACAUCAGUUACUGUCCCUGGUUUUGCUACUAGAGUAGUUUCUUCUGGUGUUUCACCUCAGGGACAAGGACCCUUUUGUUUUUAUUCUUCUGGGAAAAGACAAGGCAAGCUCAUGGCUCACUCUAUUGCUCGUGGCACUCUUGGCCUCACUCAGCCUGCUCAAAUCGAGCCCCCUAAGAUCUCUUUUGCUCCUAAAGAGAUUGAUGUGGUGGAAUGGAAAGGGGAUAUUCUUACAGUGGGUGUUACAGAGAAGGACAUGGUGAAGGACAAUGAUUCGAAGUUCAAAAACCCAAUUUUGCGGAAGUUAGAUGCCAAAUUAAAUGGUCUUCUAUCUGAAGCUUCUUCUGAGGAGGAUUUUACUGGAAAAUGUGGCCAGUCAACAGUUUUUAGGUUGCCAGGCCUCGGCUCCAAAAGGGUAGGCUUGAUUGGACUUGGCCAGUCAGCGUCAACUGCUAUUGAUUUCCUAUGUCUCGGUGAGUCUGUUGCAGCUGCUGCCAAGGCUUCUCAAGCCAGUAAUGUUGCUAUUGUGCUUGCCUCUUCCGAGGGUCUCUCAAAUGAAUCAAAGCUCACAGCUGCUACAGCAUUAGCAUCUGGAACUGUACUGGGGACACACGAAGAUGCUCGGUAUAAGUCUGAAUCAAAGAAAUCUGUGCUUAAGUCUGUGGACAUUAUUGGUCUUGGAACUGGACCUGAACUGGAAAAGAAGCUCAAGUAUGCCGAAGAUGUUUCUGCUGCUGUUAUUUUUGGAAGAGAGCUUGUAAAUUCCCCCGCCAAUGUACUUACCCCUGUGGCACUAGCAGAAGAGGCUUCAAAGAUUGCUUCCAUGCACAAUGAUGUUCUUUCUGUGACCAUUCUUGAUGAAGAGAAAUGCAAAGAUUUAAAAAUGGGGUCCUACCUGGGUGUUGCUGCUGCUUCUGCAAACCCACCUCGCUUCAUUCAUCUCUGCUACAAACCUCCUGACGGAUCUGCUAAGGUCAAAUUGGCCUUGGUUGGAAAGGGAUUGACUUUUGACAGUGGUGGCUACAACAUCAAGACCGGCCCUGGCUGUUUAAUUGAGAUCAUGAAAGUUGACAUGGGAGGUUCAGCAGCAGUUCUAGGUGCUGCAAAAGCCAUUGGUCAAAUUAAACCUCCUGGUGUAGAGAUUCAUUUCGUCAUUGCAGCUUGUGAGAAUAUGAUAAGCGGGACAGGCAUGAGGCCUGGGGACAUUAUCACAGCUUCAAAUGGAAAGACAAUUGAGGUCAACAAUACUGAUGCUGAAGGAAGACUGACACUUGCCGAUGCUUUAAUUUAUACUUGUAAUCUUGGUGUGGACAAGAUUAUUGACCUGGCAACAUUAACAGGAGCUUGUAUAGUUGCUCUUGGACCUGCAGUUGCAGGUGUCUUCACUCCCAGUGAUGAAUUGGCAAAGGAGGUACUUGAAGCAGCACAGGUUAGCGGAGAGAAACUUUGGAGGAUGCCAUUGGAGGAAAGUUAUUGGGAAACAAUGAAAUCCGGAGUUGCGGAUAUGCUCAACACUAGCAUUAAUCGAGCCGGAGGUGCUAUCACCGCAGCUCUGUUCUUGAAACAGUUUGUGGAUGAGAAGGUUCAGUGGAUGCACAUUGACAUAGCCGGCCCAGCGUUUACUACUGAAAAGAAGCGCGGUGCAACAGGAUUCGGCAUUUCGACUCUGGUGGAGUGGGUUCUGAAGAACUCUUUGUAGAUUACAUAUAAAAUGUUACAUUGAGAAUAAAGUGUAAGAUAGAAUGGGAGGAGAAUAUGUGUAAGAAGAUGAAGCCAUAGAUUUCUGCGUUUGUGUCUGGUUUUCUGGUUAUGAAUAAAAUUGCUCUAGGCUUUGUUCA
This is a messenger RNA of Mangifera indica (mango), 1955 nucleotides long. Its product is annotated as leucine aminopeptidase 2, chloroplastic-like. Gene Ontology annotation, cellular component: cytoplasm. Gene Ontology annotation, biological process: proteolysis. The transcript has 10 exons. NCBI's taxonomy places the organism in Eukaryota, Viridiplantae, Streptophyta, Magnoliopsida, Sapindales, Anacardiaceae. Bases 230 to 1816 code for a protein of 528 amino acids. Gene Ontology annotation, molecular function: metalloaminopeptidase activity; manganese ion binding. The record is from RefSeq and is a predicted model, not a curated record.